Messenger RNA from Cynara cardunculus var. scolymus (artichoke), 1760 nucleotides. RefSeq names its product probable receptor-like protein kinase At5g20050. The record is from RefSeq and is a predicted model, not a curated record. Gene Ontology annotation, molecular function: ATP binding; protein kinase activity. Bases 92 to 1510 code for a protein of 472 amino acids. NCBI's taxonomy places the organism in Eukaryota, Viridiplantae, Streptophyta, Magnoliopsida, Asterales, Asteraceae. The transcript has a single exon. Gene Ontology annotation, biological process: protein phosphorylation.
UAUUCAAGUUCAAAGGUGUAAAAGUCAACCCUCCAUGAAUUCAAACCAUAUAAGUUUUCAGUAACUCAAACAAGCUCCGAGAUCUUGAUCAAUGGAGGACAGAAAUGCUAACAUAAUCUCUGUUGCAUCUAUAAUCAUUCUCAUUAUCGUCAUCAUAAUCUCCCGUAUUCUUCUCGCUCUCACCGAGCCGUUUUUCUUGAUCCUCGGAGCCUCUAUCGCUGCAAUCCUCGCCAUCAUCGUUUUCUACUUCACCAGGCGCCGUUUCAACAGCAGAAAGCGGAAAAUGGAGACUAUAAUUGCUUCCGAAGGAGCAGAGCUUCGAAUCGAGUAUAGUUUUCUCCGGAAAGUCGCCGGACUUCCGACGAAAUUCCGGUUUAAAGAGCUUGAAGAAGCCACCGAUAACUGGAAGUUGUUGAUUGGAGCAGGAGCAUCGGGAUCCGUUUUUAGAGGAAAAUUGAAGGACGGUACGGCGGUUGCGGUGAAGAGGAUUCAGCACGGAGAGGAGAGAGGUGGAAAGGAAUUCAGAUCUGAAAUUGCCGCCAUUGCUAGCGUACAACACGUUAACCUUGUACGCCUCUUUGGAUACUGCAGUCAUAGUAAUAAUACUCAUUUUCUCGUUUACGAUUUCAUUCCAAAUGGAUGCUUAUCGAAUUGGAUCUUCAACCGCCCUUCCUCCGCCGUGAAUGCUAACUGUACUGGCGGAUGCUUGUCGUGGCAACAGCGAUCGAGAGUAGCAAUCGACGUGGCGAAAGCCCUUGCUUACCUACACCACGAUUGCCGGUCAAAAGUUCUCCAUCUCGACGUCAAGCCGGAAAACAUCCUUCUCAACGAAAAUUACCACGCAAUCGUCUCCGAUUUCGGAAUAUCGAAGCUCAUGAAACCAGACGAUAGCAGAAUUGUAACAUCACUUAGAGGUACAAAAGGCUACAUUGCUCCAGAAUGGUUACUUGGCCUAGGAAUCUCGGAGAAAUCCGACGUGUUCAGCUACGGCAUAGUGUUGUUAGAGAUCAUCGGCGGUAGGAGAAGCGUGAAAGCCAUCGAUGUAAACGACGGUGACCAAUCAAGGAAAAAAUUCGAGUAUUUUCCGAAGAUCGUGAAGGAGAAGUUGCGAUCAGGGAGAAUCAUGGAUGUGGUGGAUCCACGGCUGUUGAAUCUCGGUGGAAUCGAUGAGAAUGAAGUAACGAAAAUGGUGCACGUAGCAUUAUGGUGCAUACAACACAAGUCGAGACGGCGGCCGAGUAUGGUGGAUGUGGUGAAGUGGUUGGAAGGGCGGGUGGCGGUGGUGGAACCACCGGAAACUUCGAUGAUGGUGGUUGAUCUGUUGUCGAUUGAGAAUGAAGGUCACGGCGCCGGUGACAAUGGAGGAUGGCAGAAUCGUAAUAAAAGAAGAAAGCUAGGGGUUGUUGCUAGAGUAGCUUCUCAAAUUAAUGGCUGCUUGGUACCCAAUUCAACGUCGACGGCCAGGUCAAACUCCUUCACGUACUCCAUGUCCAUAAUUUCUCCAAGAUAAAUAUAUUUUUAUACGGACAAUGAAAGCACACGUAUACACAAAUAUAAUUUAAUUUUAAAAUCAUACCCUCUUUUCACACUGUUUUAAAAGGUUCGUCAUGGCAGCCACCGUGGCUUCGGGGUUUUCUUUGACAUAGCAUUAAGCCCGUGGCAUGUCACGACGUGAUGUAUGGUUUUUAUAAGACGUUAUUUGAUUGUGUCUUACUUUUAAGUUCCUUGCUUUUGUAGUUUUUAGUAUAUAAUCAAUUUGA